This is a messenger RNA of Pelobates fuscus (common spadefoot toad), 2588 nucleotides long. RefSeq names its product flavin adenine dinucleotide synthetase 1 (gene FLAD1). Gene Ontology annotation, molecular function: FMN adenylyltransferase activity. The transcript has 9 exons. Gene Ontology annotation, biological process: FAD biosynthetic process. The coding region runs from base 76 to 1686 and encodes 536 amino acids. The record is from RefSeq and is a predicted model, not a curated record. Lineage: Eukaryota; Metazoa; Chordata; Amphibia; Anura; Pelobatidae.
CCUGAGCAGCUCACUCUAAGUCAUAAGAUCCCGGAAGUCAGGGAACAGUCUGUAGCCGUAGUGAUUUUGACCCUCAUGUAUGCAUGCAGAGGCCUGAGGCUGAGCAGAGGGUUGUUUCGAUUGGAGAGACUGCAAUCACACCUGACCAUGUAUUCCAACAACAUCAGCAAAUCAUCUUCAGAGAACAACGGUCCAGAGGCCAGAGCUGUGACUGCUGGAAUCAUCAUCAUAGGGGAUGAGAUCCUUAAGGGUCAUACUCAAGACACAAAUUCUUUUUUUAUGUGUAAGAAGCUCCGCUCCAUCGGGGUCAAAGUAAGCCGAAUCUCGGUUAUUCCGGACGAUGUGGAUGCCAUUGCAAGGGAGAUCAACGCAUUUUCCUCUCAGUACACAUACGUACUCACCUCUGGAGGUAUUGGACCCACGCAUGAUGAUGUCACUUUUGAGGCUGUUGCAAAGGCAUUUGAAGAGGAAGUGUUCCCCCAUCCGGAGCUGGUAAUCCUGGUACAAAAGUUCUUUGGAAAGACAGAUGCCUAUUGCCCAGAGAUGAAGCUGGCACGGAUCCCCAUGUCUUCUAAACUGAACUAUGGCACAGACAAGCUAACUGGGGACUGCUUUAAAUACCCACUGAUCAGCGUGCACAAUGUGUACGUCUUCCCUGGCAUUCCCUCGCUCAUGGAGAGGGCUCUGGAAGGGUUGGACCAUUUGUUUCGUAAUGAGCAGACACACUUUUACUGUCGGGAGAUCUUUGUUAAUGCGGAUGAGAUGUCCAUUGCUGCAGUGUUAGAUGAGGCAAACACCUGUUUCCGUAGAUACGUCAGCCUGGGCUCCUAUCCAGACUGGGGAAAUAACUACUACCGGGUGCAGCUGACACUGGACUCUGACUCCGAGCCACGGCUUGAAGAGGCGUACAACUUUCUCAUUAAGCGCUUGCCUCCCGGCGUGAUAGUUCCCUAUGUAAGAGACCCGGUGUCGCACGCAGCAGCUGAGGUGUAUCAGCUGGCGCAGUCAGGGUCUCCUCUGGGACAAAAAGUUGCUGCAGCAUUGCAGACGGUGGAAGAGGCAUUGGACGAAUAUAGUUUGGAGAAGAUCUGUGUGGCAUUUAAUGGCGGGAAAGACUGCACUGCUCUUCUGCACCUGUAUCAUGCGGCUGUGCAGAGGAAAUAUCCUGAUCGAAAAGAGAAGCUGCAAGCCCUCUAUGUCCGCAUCGUUUCUUCCUUCCCUGAGGUGGAGCAAUUCAUGCAGGAUACAACCAAACGAUACAGUCUCCAUAUCUACACCAUUCAAGGUGACAUUAAACAGGCUCUCGUGGACCUGAAAGCCGAGCAGCCACAACUUGAGGCCAUACUCAUGGGAACCCGUCGGACCGAUCCCUACUCCCGAACUCUCACACCUAUGUGCUUGACUGAUCCUGACUGGCCCAAAUACAUGAGAGUCAAUCCUCUGCUGGACUGGUCAUAUAGGAAUAUUUGGGAUUUCCUCCGGACACUAUUUAUUCCUUACUGCAUUCUGUAUGACAAAGGUUACACCUCCCUGGGCAGUAUGGAAAACACUAUUAAGAAUCCGUCCCUGCGUUUCAAUACUCCGGCGGGCGUUGAGAGCUACCACCCAGCCUACAUGCUGGAGAACGAAGAGGAUGAGCGCACCUCCCGGAAUCUGCAGGUCUCCUCGGGCUGUGGGUUGGAGUAGAUGCUGAGCCCCUCAAGCAGUGUGCCAGGCCUCGCUGUGACUGACUACAUGGGGAGAAAGUUAAGGUUGGGGGGAGUGUUGUUUGGUUUUAUUUAUUAUUAUUUUUUCUUUGCUGUGUUUUACAUGUUGAGUUUACGUAGAGAAGCGUAUUUAACCCAUUACAGACCAAAUGCUGCUAAAUGAAUCUGCUCGGUAUACAACACAUUUCUAUAGAGAACAUGCAUACAGGGCAGACGUGGUUUAAAAUACUUGAAUGGGGAUAAAAAGGAUGAGUCUGGAAUACAUACCUCCCCCCUCCCCUUUUGUUCCUCUCCUGUCAGCGUUUCUACCUCAGCCUGUCAGCACAUAUAAUCCCACCAAAGCGUGACAGUCAGCUGACACCCAGCAUGCAUAUCAAAGGGUUAAAUCAUUCACUGAUGUGUGGCAUUAACUAUUCAACUCCCGCGAGGUUUAGCACGUGGUGGGGUUUAAAGAAUUAUGCCAGCUGUUGGUGAAUGACUUUACCCCCAGGGAUUCCAGGCAUCCAGUCCUGAUGUUUCUAGACCCAGCUGCCAGUUAGGCCUACCUCACUAUUGUAACCCAGCCCACAAAGGCAGAGAUUACAACACCUUCCAGCCCUUUCCCAGCAUAACAAACCAGACGUUCUGUUCACCCCAGCUGAUAAAUUCACCCCUUGCACAGCUGCACACAGAUAAUGUUUCCACUCAAAAGGUAUCUCCACCGCCUACCCACAUUGUGCCAUGCUCAUCCAGGCAGCCCCAUGGUGCCUCUAGCUCCAUUUUCCCUGGGACAGGCCCUGCGGAACAUGACGUUACCAUUUCCCCGAUACAAGAAUACCAUGGGUAUGAAUUACGGCUACUCGUUUCUGAAAAGCAUGAAGGAGUGCCUAUAUUUUCUGCUCU